Molecule: messenger RNA, 957 nt
Organism: Ziziphus jujuba (common jujube)
Lineage: Eukaryota; Viridiplantae; Streptophyta; Magnoliopsida; Rosales; Rhamnaceae
Product: cell wall protein IFF6
Exons: 1
Coding region: 113-661 (182 amino acids)
Source: RefSeq, a predicted model, not a curated record
AUACAAUAUCAACCCCAUGUUCAACAUGGUCCAUAAAUAUAAUCUCAAUCUCGCUAAGUUUUCCUUAACAUAUACACCUUUCACUUAGUGUCGUCAUCACAGCAAAUUAAACAUGGUUGCUUUGAGGUCUGUAGCUCUUCUUGCACUGUUUCUACUUGGUAUGUUGGUUACGGUAUCCGAAUGCCGAGUUGCGAGAAAGGACCUGGGAAUUAAUCGUGGUGGUGGCGGUGGUGGUGGUUUAGGAGUUGGACUUGGUGCUGGGCUUGGUACAGGAGGUGGAAGUAGUGGAUCGGGUGCUGGAUCAGGAUCCUGGUCUAGUUCCUGGUCAAGUUCGUCGUCAUCAUCUAGUUCCAGUUCAACGUCUGGUUCUGGGCCUGGUGCAGGCUCUGAAUCUGGAUCUUCUGCCGACUCUCAUGCUGAGUCUCGAUCUGGAUCCGGGUCUGGGCAUGCAGGUUCUGGAGCCAGUUCGGAAGCUGGGUCUCAUGCCGGUUCCUACGCUGGAUCUCGAGGUGGGUCAGGUGGUCCAGGCUCGGGGGCAGGCUCGGAAGCUGGGUCUCAUGCUGGGUCUCGAGCUCGUUCUGGGUCUGGUAGUGCCGGUUCUGACCCAGGUUCUGAAGCCGGGUCACGUGCUGGGUCUGGGGCAAUAUCAGGGUCGGGUUGAAGUGAGAGAAUUGGAGCAUGAUUUGGCAGGUGUCUCUGCGGUUUGUGAAAUAAAUAAAAGUCUGACGGUAAAAAGUGUUUAGGGUCGUAUAUCUUACGAUUCGAACCGUGAUGGAUCAUAUCACGCCUUGUUAUGCUCUAAAAGUUUAUUAAGUAAUAAUUAAUUGUGUUAUCUACUGCACGAAUAGAGUUAGCUCCUGAGCAUCCUUAUUUAUGUCAUAAUCGUAUGGGUUUGAAUCAUAUAAAAAAAAAAAAUUUAAUAUUUUGUAAUGUUAAAAAAAAAAAAAAAUUAUGCUC